Molecule: messenger RNA, 1101 nt
Organism: Alternaria arborescens
Lineage: Eukaryota; Fungi; Ascomycota; Dothideomycetes; Pleosporales; Pleosporaceae
Exons: 2
Coding region: 1-1101 (366 amino acids)
Biological process (GO): chromatin remodeling
Cellular component (GO): nucleus; Ino80 complex
Source: RefSeq, a predicted model, not a curated record
AUGGCUUCUGAAGCGCCGCCCCCGAUGGACGCCCCAGCCCAGGCACACGAUGCACCCGAUGCAGGCGAUGCGACCAUGAAGCCCGUCAAGCGGUCGUGGAGACGCAAAUACCGCAAGAUGCGCAUCAAGUUCGACGAGGCCAUGACGGACAGCGACAACCUCAUCAAGCAGGAAUGGAAGGCCAUGGGCACGGCGCGCCGUCUACAGGAGAACAACGACCAGAUCCUCGACAUCCUGCUCGAGCUCAAUGAACAGACACGCGUCAACCCGCGCCUGCGCUACGACCUGCGCCACCUCUCCCAGGCCGACACCGCCGUGGAUUCUCUCGAAGUCGGCCCUGGCCCGGAAUUUGUCAAGCAGCAGCUGCAGGCGCUGAGGGAUGACGUUGCCGCCAACAGAAUCACCCCGGAAGAGUACGCGACCAAAGCAGACCAGUUACACACUUCGCAGGCCAUACAGCAGACGCUCAAGUCGCUCGCCAGUCUCCAAAGCAAAGUCCCCCACACGACGCGCGCCGACCUGCCAGACCACCCCAUUGAGGGCAUCGACCUCAGCGAACAUGCGCCAGGCUACAUGUCCCCUGCGCACGAAGACGAGUACCUCCUCGCGACCGACCAACUCCUCGAGCAACCUGGCUUCGACCAGACCCUCCAACAAGGCCGUCCCGUCCGUCUCGCCUCCGCCCAACCCCCGCUCAGCGAAAAGGACCUUACUGUGCGCAACCCCGACAGCGUCUACAACUGGCUGCGCAAGCACCAGCCACAGGUCUUCCUGCAAGACAAGGAUGCCGCGCAUCACGAGAAUCUCUCGGAGAAGUCUGCCGCGCCAAAGACCACCAAGGCCAACGCAGCCAAAGUCAAACGGGAGUCCAACAUCGGAGGAGGCACACCCGGUCCCCGCGACCACGACGACGAAGAUUCCGCCGCCCCCGAGACCGGCAAAGGACGACGGAAGACGGGUGGUGGCGGCGACGACGACACGGCCUACCGACCCAAGGGCGGCAGUUCUCGACCCGCAAAGCGCAAGCGGGAAGAGGGUGAUACGCCCGUGGGUAAGGGAAGCAGGAAGAAGAAUCGCGCCAGUACCGGACAACCUGCUUGA